Messenger RNA from Punica granatum (pomegranate), 956 nucleotides. NCBI's taxonomy places the organism in Eukaryota, Viridiplantae, Streptophyta, Magnoliopsida, Myrtales, Lythraceae. The record is from RefSeq and is a predicted model, not a curated record.
CAACUCUCUCUCUUGCUCUCUCUUGGUAAUCAAUAUUAUAUCCUUCUCUUCUAAAGAGUUUUUACAACUAUUCUUUCAGUUGAAGAAGCGAGAGUUAGAGCUCAGGAAAAGUCAUUUCAAGCCAUUCGUUAUCCGAGAUUGAAAAGGACGAUCAUGGAACAAGUGAUUGGGAUUCCGGUGAUCUCAGGAUCCUUAUUAUUAACUGAUUCUGACUCCAUGCAAUGUCAAUCCACUCAUCACGAAGAUCAAUUGCAAGGGUUAGGAAAAGAUUCGAUGCUUAAGAGGAUGAACAAGCUCCGGAUGAAAGCUGAUUUUUUCGCUCACAGUUUCCGAGCUCAUGUGAGGUCAAAUCUGAAGAUGUCGGAAACAGUGAAAGGGAAGCUGAGCUUGGGAGCUCAAUUCCUGCAAGUGGGUGGAAGGGAGAAAGUUUUCAAGACACUGUUUAAUGUCUCUGAAAACGAGAGACUCCUGAAGGCUUCACACUGCUGCUUAUCGACUUCGGCCGGUCACAUUGCUGGCUUCCUCUUCAUAUCCACCGGGAACUUAGCGUUCUGCAGUCACAGAUCCAUAAAGGUGUGCUGUCCAAAUGGAGAAGCUGCCAAGGUCCAUUACAAGGUACUGAUCCCACUUUCUAAAAUAGAGACAGCACACCAAAGCGAGAAUGUUGAGAAGCCAUCGCAGAAGUACAUGCAGAUUGUGACAGUAGACAACUUCGACUUCUGGUUCAUGGGAUUCCUGAAUUAUCAGAAAACCUGGAAAUAUAUUCAGCAAGCACUUUUUCUUGAGCAGUAAUAGCAUUCCACACUCUAGGCAGGAAAAUGCCCUUUUCCGUCUUUUCCUUUCUUCUGAGAUGUAAAUGCAGAGAACUCAGGCUACCAUAUAUAUGUAAUUGUCGACAAAAUGUAAAAGAGGUUUAUUCAGAGAAAUCAGAAGCUGCAACGUUUCACGAACUGGCA